Messenger RNA from Thlaspi arvense, 921 nucleotides. The record is from the annotation of a GenBank genome assembly. NCBI's taxonomy places the organism in Eukaryota, Viridiplantae, Streptophyta, Magnoliopsida, Brassicales, Brassicaceae.
AUGGAGAGUCAAGAGGGGUCAUCAGGAAAUGUUCUGAGGUGGGAAAAUUUGGAUAGAGAGGUACUUUCAACCAUUUUGAAGAAGCUUGACGUAGUGGACGUUAUCACGGGAGCAUCACGAGUGUGCAUCACAUGGUUCCUUGCCUCUCACAAUAAAUCUCUAUGGAACACCAUCAAACUCAACGAUCUUGAUUGGGGCUCUUUUGAGGACACGUAUAGAGAAAAGCAACGAAGGGAGAUCUUGAUAGAGAUCAAUAAAUUCGGCCGUACUGCCCCGAUAAACUUUUUCUUCAGCGUACAUUGCAAUGUACUAGAAGAGGAUCUCGCCAUCAUUUCUACGGGGUUGCCAAACAUCAGAAAACUUGCGUUACCAACAUGGCGUACUCUAAAGCUGAAAUCAAUUCAGUCAGCUUUUAGUAAAUGGAAGAAUCUCCAAACGUUGAUUAUUGCCCAAUUUAUGCGAAGUGGCGGCGCCUUGAACUUUGAGUUUAGAACCAUAGCAGACAACUGUAGAAAUCUUACCACCAUAAAAUUCACUUAUAUUUUGGACAAAGAAUUAGCCAAAAUAAUUGUUCGUAAGCUUCCAAACGUCGAGAGACUAAGCUUUCGUUGCGCUACUAUAUGUGGAGUAGCAGUUAUUUCGCUCGUCAUCGGCCUCCCGAACCUCAAGAUUCUUAAUCUCUCACAUUGUAUAUUAACGGAAACGCGCUACUGCGACAGGGCAGCAGACAUGAAAUAUAAGCAAGAACUCGUAAAAUUCGGAGCUGAGAAGCUUGAAAAAAUUAUCGUGUGUUGUUCGAACUGCACGAUUUGCGAAAAUGUAUGGAAAUAUACGAUAGUUUAUCGGUCUCCUACGCCCGAGUAUCGCAGCUUUUGGGAUAAGCAGUGGAAAACUGAUGAGAUAGAGGAAUUUGAGUUUUAA